Solanum verrucosum is the source of this 555-nucleotide messenger RNA. Its product is annotated as dirigent protein 19-like. The record is from RefSeq and is a predicted model, not a curated record. The coding region runs from base 1 to 555 and encodes 184 amino acids. Lineage: Eukaryota; Viridiplantae; Streptophyta; Magnoliopsida; Solanales; Solanaceae. The transcript is spliced from 3 exons.
AUGUUACUAGAUGGACCAAACAAUAACGCUCUUGUAACAUUCAACAUCUCUUAUUCAGUGCUAGAAGAAACUUUGACUGCUGAGCUGUAUGAGGCAGAUUCUGAAAUUGCAGAGGCUUGGUUCGAUCAAGCCGCUGAGUAUUGGAAGCAGGCUAUAGCGCUUACUCCCGGACCGUCCAUAAGCCAAACCACGACCCCUUUUGGCACCUUAUAUGUGUUCCACGAUCCCUUAACUCUAAAAGCCAACUCAAACUCAAAGAUAGUUGGGACAGCUGAAGGAACAUCGAUAACAUCCUCGUUGAAUGGACUGCAGAGCAUAUCUAUUGCUAAGAUCACUUUGAUGAUGAAUCAUUACAAAGGCUCAAUAUCAGUUGUGGGAGGCACACACAAUACAAAGCCAUCUAACCAUCCCGUUGUCGGAGGAACUGGUGAUUUUCUGUUUGUUCAAGGUUACGUGACAUCUUCUCCAGUAGAUCUGUCUGGGAUCACUGUUACUUAUAAGAUCCAGUUUCACCUCUAUUGGCCUCCCUAUGCCAUUCCAAGUCAUCCCAAGUAA